AGAACGCGACAGGCGGUCCGCGCGAAGGGUACAAAAAUUAAUUUUAACUUAAUAUAACUUAAAAAACAGAAGAACAGACAUGACCCCCAAUCCCAAGGACUACGCUCAUAAUGAGGAGGUGGGGGAUCGGACGAAGCCAACGGGUGUGCUCUUCGAGAGUGAUAUGGGAACGGACGACGGUGCUCUGACCAUUUAUAGCGGCGAAUUCAAGCAGGCCCAGACCAGGAAGCAAUCUUUGGUGUGGCGCAAUAUAAUAAUUUUUACAGUCUUACAUAUAGUUUCGCUAUAUGGAGGAUAUCUCUUGGUCACACAAACAAAGCCUGCCACCAUACUCUUCACAUUCGUGAUAUACUCUCUCGGCAUGCUAGGACUUACGGCCGGAACCCACCGACUCUGGUCCCACAGAUCGUAUAAGGCUAAGUGGCCGGUUCGUCUCUUUCUGGUCAUUUUAAAUUGUUUAACCUUCCAAGACUCUAUCUUUGUUUGGGUGCGCGAUCACCGAAUGCACCACAAAUACUCUGAAACGGAUGCCGACCCACACAAUACGUCCAGGGGUUUCUUCUACUCCCACAUAGGCUGGCUGCUGGUGAAGAAGCAUCCCGAUGUGACAAUAAAAGGCAAGGGACUAGAUCUCUCCGACAUCCGUGCAGAUCCUAUUGUGAUGUUUCAACACAAGUACUAUUAUUACCUUAUGCCGCUAGGCUGCUUCAUCCUGCCCACUUUAAUUCCCUGGCUGUGCUGGAAUGAGUCCUUGUCCAGCUCCUAUUUCGUGGCAGCCGUGUUGCGUUGGUGCGUACAGUUAAACAUGACCUGGAUGAUUAACAGUUCGGCCCAUGCCUGGGGUAACAAACCCUAUGACAAAGCGAUGAAUCCCUCGCAGAACUCCUUCGUUUCGCUAAUGACCUUUGGAGAGGGUUGGCACAACUUUCAUCACGUGUUCCCGUGGGACUAUAGGACGGCCGAGUGGGGCGGUUAUAGCCUUAGUCACGCUACCAUCCUAAUCAAUCUGUUCGCCAAGAUCGGCUGGGCCUACGACCUUAAAGAGGUGACGCCAGAGAUGAUCAAGAAGCGGACUCUGCGAACAGGCGACGGUACUCAUGAAUUAUAUGGCAAGAGUGCUGAUCCUGACGUUGCUAAGAAGUUAUGAUGAUCUAUCCUAAGAGGGGUUUUCCAGUUAUGCCAAUGAGUUUUGUUUGGGUUCAUUUCUGUUCUAUUCAUCAAAACAUAUAUUUAAAUUUUGCCUGACUACUAAUAAUUAUUAAAUUUAAAUCACGGAUAUUAAAGUCGUACUUCUUUAAAUUCGUAUUGCUCUUGCAAUUAUGAAUUGGUUUGGCAUAAUUGAUCAAUUGCAGCACCCUAAGCUGAGGCAGGACUCUUCCUUGAAAAUAAGACUACAAAACUCCAGGGGUGGAUAUUAUUGAGGAAUAAGACGAUUCAUUUUGAUAUAGGUUUUAAAAUGGAUACAUUAAAAGUGUAUUGUACCCGAAGAACAAUUCACUAAUAUCUGCUUUAUAGUUCAUUGGAACUUAUAAUCUUUUAAAUAUAUGGCAUUCAUUUGUUCACAUUUAAACGAAAAGCGUGAUUGAAGUGUGUGCAUAAUUACCCAGCCGCGUCCCACUCACAAACUAAUUAACAAAAGCUUAAUCGAAGCAAUUAAUUACGUGGUUUUCUGUGUUCUGCAUAAAGAAUUUGAAGCCCGAUGACGGCUGCUAGUU
Messenger RNA from Drosophila serrata, 1715 nucleotides. RefSeq names its product acyl-CoA Delta-9 desaturase-like. Gene Ontology annotation, cellular component: endoplasmic reticulum membrane. Gene Ontology annotation, biological process: unsaturated fatty acid biosynthetic process. The record is from RefSeq and is a predicted model, not a curated record. Gene Ontology annotation, molecular function: iron ion binding; stearoyl-CoA 9-desaturase activity. Lineage: Eukaryota; Metazoa; Arthropoda; Insecta; Diptera; Drosophilidae.